AUGGCUGCUGCUGCGGCUGCCGGUGUGUCGGAACCGCCAAUGGUGGAGCAAGUGAUCACUGAAUUCUUCGCCAAGAGCCUCCACAUCAUCCUGGAGUCGCGCUCACCGUACGAUUCGUCGCGGAACUUCACACGGCCCUCCCCGCCGUCGUCGCCGCUGGCUGGCAGCCAGCCACGUGACCGGUGGUUCAACCUUGCUCUCCGGGACUGCCCUGCCGCGCUUGAGAAUUUUGACCUGUGGAGACAGAGCAACCUUGAGCCUCUGGUCAUUGACAUUGUCCUCCUGCAACGUGACAAUACCAGAACCGCCAGUGUCGGGGCCAGCAGGAUCAUUGAGAGGUGGGUAAUAAAGUAUGAAACUACCAGGUCUGGCAAUGUUAUCAAGAAUGGUGGCAAGAAAGCUAGAAGCAGCUCUUCUCAGGAUCAUAGCUUGUACAGGAGGGCAUACAGUGGCUCGACAGUGUUAUUCCGGUCACUAUAUCUGGUUGUCAGGCUCUUGCCAGCAUACCAUCUCUUCCAGGGGCUCAAUUCAUCUGGAAGGAUCUGUCCGUUGAGCCUCUCGCACAAGAUUUCAUCAUUUGUUGAACCAUUCACCCGCGCAGAGGAUGCAGAGAUGAAACACUAUGCAUUUGCUCCGAUUGAAACUCUGUUUGGUUCCUUAAGCUUGUCUGUUUCAUAUGUGCCAGUGCUGGAGUUGGCUGCAGUACCAGAGCAAUCCACACCGAUGCCACCUGAGCUUAUAAAGGAUUAUGUUGGAAGCCCCACAACAGAUUUUCUUAGGAAGCUCGAUUCCCUACCUUCAGAUGGCAUUGCACCUGCAUGUUUUCCAGUGACCAGGCGGCACAGUUGUAGCACCGAGCAUGGAGUUAGACCAUCGGCAUCGCCAUUUCCUAUGAGUUCAGAACCCCAUGGACGCCUACAGCCACGCAUGCCUACCGAUAAUUCUCUGACAGCAUACUCAAAUCCACAUAACACAUCAUCAUCUGGGAAGAAGAGAAAUACAGUAAAUGAAGAGUGUUAUCCAUCACCACCUCUGUCGCCAAAUCACCCAUCCCAUUCGCCUUCUAGCUACCCAAGAAAUCCUUUCUUCCGAUAUGAGAGUGCUCCUUUAAGUAUUCCCACAGUGAUGGCUGGUGGAGGUGGUAGCAGGCUGCCUCCUUCUCCACGUAGGAAGGAUAAGCAACAAUGCUCAUCUCAAAAUGAGAAUCUGACACAUUCUCCCAAUGAUAAAUCAAUACUAUCAAAGGAUUUGGUCAAGCUUAGUGAGUUUCAGAAUGAGAAGUCUUUGCAAAAGGUUUUAUCUUUUGGUAAUGAUGAUUUGAUGUAUUUUCGUGGACUAAAGUUGACUCGUACCUCCAGUAAACUUUUCAUCAUGGAUGAACUGGAUGAACGGGAGUUAGUUUUUGCAUGGGAAGAUAAAGACACCAUCAUUGAUCAGCUUAGAAGGAUUGACAUAUCUGACAGGGAGGACCAAGGACCGUCUCAGGAAGUAGGAGGCUCAUUAACCAGGUCUCCAGAUGCAGCAAUUGGUAUUCUUAUGCGCAUCCUACAGAAUGCCCCUGGCCUCAGGGAAAGGCUACUACUGCCAGGCCCUAGUUCUCCAGUUCCUCAAGAACCUUCUUCACUCCAGAGGGUAGUGACCGAGGAACAUGGCAGCAGGGCAUCAAGCUCUGCAGGGGUGCCUUCCGCUCUUCUGAGGUCAAGGACAGCGGCGGACGCGCUGGAGGAGCUGAACAAGUACAAGGAGAUUAAAGAAUCGAUACUGAACCGCAGCAAAGGGCAUCCCUGCAGCACCAAGCUGCUGGAGGAGAAACCCGCGGAUGGAGAUCCAUAG
Miscanthus lutarioriparius is the source of this 1833-nucleotide messenger RNA. Lineage: Eukaryota; Viridiplantae; Streptophyta; Magnoliopsida; Poales; Poaceae. The record is from the annotation of a GenBank genome assembly.